Fusarium fujikuroi IMI 58289 is the source of this 2715-nucleotide messenger RNA. Its product is annotated as related to ser/thr protein kinase. The coding region runs from base 1 to 2715 and encodes 904 amino acids. The transcript is spliced from 5 exons. The record is from RefSeq and is a predicted model, not a curated record. Gene Ontology annotation, biological process: peptidyl-threonine phosphorylation; peptidyl-serine phosphorylation. Lineage: Eukaryota; Fungi; Ascomycota; Sordariomycetes; Hypocreales; Nectriaceae. Gene Ontology annotation, cellular component: cytoplasm; nucleus. Gene Ontology annotation, molecular function: protein tyrosine kinase activity; ATP binding; protein serine/threonine kinase activity.
AUGGAUCCACAGUGGCAGCAAUAUCCCUCCGCGAACUCGCCUGGCUCCUCGAGACGACACAACGGCAAUACCCAAGCCCCUCGAGACUACACCAACCAGCCCCCGCCUCAAGGCGGAUACAAAUACGACCAGUUCCACGGCGGCGCCCCCGUCCAUUCUGCUGCUCCGCCUGCUUCUGCUCCUGUUGGUAACCCCAACUCAGCCGCAUCUCCAAUCUCACCUUCGCAGAUACGCGACGGCAACGGUGACGUCGCUAUGCACGAUGCUCAUGAUGCUCAUGCUGGUAUCAAGUACCCCAUGAGGCCCCUUCAUCAAGCUCACAUGUCGGGCAGCCGCCCUGUCAACCUCCACUCACCUCAAGAGUCUUCUUCCGUCGCUCAACGAUACUCGCCCAUGGAGGCCCUGUCCCCCACUUCCCCUUACGCGCCCAAGUCGGCUUCAAACAGCCAGUUCACAAGCCCGACCUCCCAGCGACAGUCGCCUACACGCCAGCCUGAUUAUUCUCAAUCUCCAUAUUUCCCCGGCGCCCGCCAACACCAGCAAAGCCAGCACCUUCCUCCUAUCAACCCUUACGCGUCCGCCAGUCAACAGGAAAAUUAUCCCUCUUCCGCUGUCGGCAAUCUCGAUGCUGCUUUUAACCUGGACCCCAAGUCUCCGAGACGGCCUGUGCCCCAGCAAGUGACAAGGGGCCCAGUACCCGAGUUCAAGCAACUCUCCUCGCCCGCAGAUCUGCAACCCAAGGUCAAUUCACAGCCUGCGUUCCGUCGCGCCAACCCUGAAGGCGGUUUCAUCAGCCCUCUCCAAGCUCUUACUGUUCAAUUACCUGCCACUUAUCGCAUCUGUAACCCUAGCUUCAAAUAUGAGUCGUCGCGCAAUCCUCGCAGAGUCUUGACCAAGCCCAGCAAGGGCACCAAGAACGAUGGCUAUGAUAACGAAGACAGUGACUAUAUCCUCUACGUCAACGACAUUCUUGGAUCUGAAGAGGCCGGCCACAAAAACCGUUACCUCAUUCUGGAUGUCUUGGGUCAGGGUACUUUUGGGCAAGUCGUGAAAUGUCAGAAUCUCAAGACACAAGAAGUAGUGGCUGUCAAGGUCAUCAAGAACCGUACUGCCUACUUCAAUCAGAGCAUGAUGGAGGUUUCGGUCCUCGAUUUGCUCAAUACGAAACUUGACAAGAACGACGACCACCAUUUGUUGCGGCUUAAAGACACUUUCAUUCAUCGCCAACAUCUCUGCUUGGUCUUUGAGCUCCUUAGCGUCAAUCUUUACGAGCUUAUCAAACAGAACCAGUUUAGAGGACUCAGCACUACUUUGGUUCGCGUGUUUGCCCAACAGCUUCUCAACGGUCUCGCACUGCUUAACAAGGCUCGUUUGAUACAUUGCGAUUUGAAGCCUGAGAACAUUCUUCUCAAGAACCUCGAAAGUCCCAUCAUCAAGAUUAUUGAUUUCGGUUCAGCCUGCGACGAGCGACAAACAGUGUAUACCUAUAUUCAAUCUCGAUUUUACAGGUCUCCUGAGGUUUUACUUGGUCUCCCUUAUUCUUCAGCCAUCGAUAUGUGGUCCCUUGGAUGCAUUGUGGUGGAGCUGUUCCUGGGACUUCCCUUGUUUCCAGGAUCUUCUGAGUAUAAUCAGGUCUCGCGAAUUGUUGAAAUGUUGGGCAACCCCCCGAACUGGAUGAUCGAGAUGGGCAAGCAGGCGGGCGACUUUUUCGAAAAGCGACAAGAUGAGUUCGGAAGACGGACAUACCAGCUUAAAUCCAUGGAACAAUAUGCCCGAGAACGUGGCACCAAGGAACAGCCUAGCAAGAAGUACUUCCAGGCCAACACCCUUCCCGAGAUUAUCAAGUCCUACCCUAUGCCUAGGAAGAACAUGAAGCAGAGCGAGAUAGAUAGAGAAAUGAACAACCGCAUCGCGUUUAUUGACUUUGUCCGCGGCCUUCUUACAAUCAACCCUCUCGAGAGGUGGUCUCCCCAGCAAGCCAAGCUUCAUCCGUUCAUCACACAACAGAAGUUCACUGGACCUUUUAUACCACCCAUGAAUCUCAAGUCUAGCUCGCUGAAUAGGUCUCCAGCACCUGGCACCCAGCAACAGCAACAGGCCGAAGCACUUAGCAAGCAGCGGGCUCAAGCGGCAGCAGCUCAACACCAAGCACAACAGCAGGCUGCUUCGGCUGCUCCUACCCCUUAUGUUAACCAGUACGCGCCUCAAGGUCAUGCGCAACCGCAGAUAUACGGAAACAACUCAAUGUAUUCUCCCGGAGGCAACCACGCCAACAUGCCAUCGGCAUACGGCCAGCAACAACAACACGGGCAGUAUGGACAAAUGGUUAUGUCCCAACCGUCUCAGCAGAUGCCUCAGGGGCAAUAUGCACAAAUGCCCCAGCCCAAUAUGUAUCAGCAUCAACAAGGUGGUAUGAGGCCAGCACGCCAACGGGCUUCAACCAUGGAGCAGCAACAGAGCGGUAUCCCCGCUGCCAUCCAACGAGUAGCUAGCCAUCUCGACCCCAGUCAGCCGAUUCGUUUACAGCCUAGCCCGGCGUACUACCCGCCCACUGGAGAAAGCAUGGCGUCUGGCAGCAUCGAUAACCGCACGGCAGCAGGCCGAAGAGGUAGCCGCGCCCAACAGGGUGGUCGAGGCAACAGGGACUUCAUCCGCAACUUGGAGGAGCGCACUCUGGAAGAAGGUUUUAUGGGAAACCAGAGCACCUGGCAUUGA